Molecule: messenger RNA, 2167 nt
Organism: Astyanax mexicanus (Mexican tetra)
Lineage: Eukaryota; Metazoa; Chordata; Actinopteri; Characiformes; Acestrorhamphidae
Gene: fam168a
Product: family with sequence similarity 168 member A
Exons: 9
Coding region: 267-1064 (265 amino acids)
Biological process (GO): positive regulation of base-excision repair
Source: RefSeq, a predicted model, not a curated record
CACUCUCUCCCUCUCUCUCUCUCUCUCUCUCUCUCUCUCUCUCUCUCUCUCUCUCUCUCUCUCUUGUAUUUUCAUCCUGCCUGCGUAAAAAAGGAAAGAGCAGCAGCAGCAGCAGCAGUCAGACUGCCGGAUCUACAGCUACAUAAAGCCUUCAGACCCGGAGCUACAAAGAAACCAGAGGCAUCUAAACACCCAGGAUCUGCCCAAACUGAUUUGCAUAUCCAUUCCUCCUCCUCCCUCCUUCAUUUCCCUUUCCUUCCUUGAGAAUGGCAGGCGGACCCCCCACUGACAAAUACAGUUUUCUCUACCAGACAGACAGCAGCCACUUAAAGAGUAAGAGCAGACUGUCUUCCACCAUGAAUCCGAUCUACAGUCCCGUUCAGCCUGGGACUCAAUAUGGAAACCCCAAGAACAUGGCCUACGCAGGUUACCCAGGAGGUUAUCCCACCGCUGCCCCCGCCUACACACCCAGCCUGUACCAGACGGGCAGCCCAGGGUAUCCUCCAGUGGUGCUGGUGAAGCAGGGCUGGCCCCAGACGGUGUCGGCCCCGGGGCCCGCUGAAGGCUCCUUUGACCUGGCCAUGGACGCGGGCUCAGAGAGCAGGCAAUUCCAGGCCUCGUCUACUGCAUUCAGAUACACUGCAGGUACCCCCUACAAAGUGCCCCCAGCACAGACUAAUGGAGCCCCCCCGCCAUACUCCCCCUCUCCAAACCCUUACCCCACGGCCAUGUACCCCAUCCGAAGUGCCUACCCUCAACAGAACCUCUACGCUCAGGGAGCUUAUUACACACAGCCGGUGUACGCUGCCCAGCCGCACGUCAUCCACCACACCACGGUGGUGCAGCCCAACAGCAUCCCCUCCGCCAUCUACCCCGCCCCCGUCGCCGCCCCCCGCCCCAACGGAGUGGCCAUGGGCAUGGUGGCAGGAACCACGAUGGCCAUGUCUGCAGGCACACUGUUGACCACGCCUCAACACACUCCCAUUGGACCACACCCCGUUACCGUGCCAACGUAUCGUCCCCAAGGAACGCCUGGGUACAGCUACGUGCCACCUCACUGGUAGAGCCCGCCUACCAAUCAUAUCUGGAGUUGAACAUCGUAUGCAACUACUCAAGUCUUACAUUGGCGCUCUGUGAUCAGCAGGGGACCACGUCUGUUUGCAAGAACAAAAGGAAAAAAAAGGGUCACUUUAUGCAUUCUUACGUGUUUUUGUAAAAGCUGCUUUUUUAAGUUUUAUUUAAAAUGAGUAUUUCUUUUUCCUCUCGUGUUUUUUGUCUUAUAUCUUUUCUUUUUUCAGGCCUACGUUGUUGCAUUAGGUUUCCUUUUUUUUAAUCUUAUUUUUAAUCCACAUUUUUUUUUUUUGACUCGAUUAACUCCAGAAUGGUUCAUUUCGACCAAUCACGACUUAAAAUUAAUUUUAUUCGAUUUUUUUUUUUUGUUUGAUGUUUUGGGAUUUUUUGCGUAUUAACCCCGGUGUGUAGGAAUGUACUACGUGGCGCAAUAUCGUCAUUACCGUGCUCAUCACCACCAUGAAGUUAUGCUGCCAAAUUUUAUAACUUUUAGAUAUUAGCACAGGAUUGAUUGUUUGUCUGUUUGUUUGUUUGUUUUUGGGGUUUUUUAGGUUUCUUUUUAAAUUGACGUAAAUUGGGUUCAUUUCUGGUUCCGUCAUUCCGUACCCUUUCAGAAGGGCUGAGACACUUUUCGUUUUCUGUUUUAUUUUUAUUUUUUCUGAUUUAAUUUCAUAUUACACUGUUUUUUUUCUGUUUUAGCAUCGAUAACAAGGGUGUCUUCCAGCUUGUAGCAGUUUAUUAGGUACAUUUGUAAUAAAUAUAUCCGCUGUAGGGCCGUGAAACGUGGUUUAAACUUCAUUAGGAGAUUAAUUACAGUAAUUACAGUAAUCUCAGUUAUUCGCUUAGUAGAGGACGCUGGAGUGAGCUGGUUUCUUUAUUAGUUUGUUCAUCAGGAUAGAGUAAGCUUCUAAAUUAUGAUGUGCAUAUUAUUAUAUUUAUGAAUAUACGUGUGUGCAUAUAUGUGCUCUUGCGGAGGCAUGCAAUUGCACGUUCGCACGAACGCACACUGAAAUACACAGGAAAAUAAAUAAACACACACACAAACACACACAUAUACACACACACACACAUAUAUAUAUAUAUAUAUAUGUAUGUG